UUUCGAAGAAUUUAAUUUUUUUAGAAGUUUUUUUUUUAAUUUUUAAUCAUGUCUCGCCCGAAAAUUUACGUAAAUCCGAAUUUUCAGCCGAGUAAAAGUAACACUCAAGUGCACAUCAAUCCGAAUUUCGUUCCAAAGGCAAUUCCAACGGAGACGGUUCAUGUAAAUCCUUUGUUCCUGCAGCUGAAACAGACGCCAGCGAUGAAUUUCACACAAAAUCCGACAGUUUCAAGCUUUUCUACGGCAUCGACGACGACAGAAGUGCAACCUUUGAUAAGAAAAACGCGUCACAAGUUGUUGCGCAUCAAAAAUACGCCAGCAACAAGUGCUUCUCCGUCAAAAAUUGCGCCUCAAACGCCACAAAUGAUCAAAGUUGGUCGAAAUAAAUUGAUAAAAGCGAACAUUUACAAGGAAUCUCUCUUAUCGAAAACGAAACCAAAACCUGGAAACAUGUACAAAGUCGAUAAUCGAGCUUCAGGAGUGCUGAAGAAGCCAUUAACGAGCUCCAAGGUUGUGAAAAAAUCGAUUCAAUCCCGUCACAAGACCUUACAAUUGAAAAAAAUCAACGGAACAGUGUAUCGUGCUUCGAAAAAUCGACUCGAGAGACAAAGAACUGUCUCGGGAAGUGUUCAAAACGUCAAUUCCGUAAGCAGUAAGCACUCGGAUCGACUAAUUUCGCUGAACGGCGCCAAAUAUAUCCUCAAGGAGAACGGAAAACGAUUAAUUCCCAUCGUUAAAGCUCCCUCAGUGACUCCAUCUUCGUCAAAAACGUCUCUCGAAAUUGCUGGAAUUCGUUUCUUGCAACUCAUGGACGGCACUUAUGUUCGUCAUCACACCCAUUCGUCGCAAAAAUCCGUGGCGCGGCAACAUUUGACGACCUCCAAGCACAAAAGUAUCAAAAUUCUCACGAAAAAGCUGCGAAAAUGCAACAUUCCGUGUCCCGUUUAUCGCAGAAUUGGAAAAUGUUUGGCUUUUACGCGAGGGAGAUGUCCGAAAUUGCAUGACCCAAAAUACGUUGAUAUCUGUUCCGCCGCCUUGAGGAAAGGAGGAUGCACCAAAAUCGGUUGUUUAAUGUCUCAUGAUUUGUCGCUGUCGAAAAUGCCGGCAUGCAAAUAUUACCUUCAAGGAUGCUGCGUGAACGAUAAUUGCCCGUAUUUGCAUCACAAGUUGAAUGAAAAUGUGCCAAUUUGUCCCGAAUUUGCCAAAGGUUAUUGUGAAUUAGCUGAAAAGUGCGAAAUGCGUCAUGAACAUCCAGAAGUGAAGCAAAAAUCAAGGAAAAUGGGAAAAAGAAAAGUUGUGAAGGAAGUAAAAAUAGUUGAAGAAGCGACGAGUAGCUCGAGUACGCGAUAUUUCCUCAAAGAAACAGAAAAAAGUGAGAAGACAGAAGAAGAAGGUAAGGAAAUUUCUAUUUUUUCAGGAAAUUCUGAAAAUGACGAGACCCAAGAAGGGGAUUCUCGCCCACCGAUCGGUUCAAUGCCUGCUUUUAUUCCAAUCUGACUUUCUAAAUGUAUUGAAAAAAAUAAAAUAUUAGAGAA
Culicoides brevitarsis is the source of this 1535-nucleotide messenger RNA. RefSeq names its product zinc finger CCCH domain-containing protein 3 (gene ZC3H3). The record is from RefSeq and is a predicted model, not a curated record. The transcript has 2 exons. The coding region runs from base 49 to 1497 and encodes 482 amino acids. Gene Ontology annotation, molecular function: metal ion binding. Gene Ontology annotation, cellular component: nucleus. Lineage: Eukaryota; Metazoa; Arthropoda; Insecta; Diptera; Ceratopogonidae.